Molecule: messenger RNA, 1116 nt
Organism: Brienomyrus brachyistius
Lineage: Eukaryota; Metazoa; Chordata; Actinopteri; Osteoglossiformes; Mormyridae
Exons: 2
Coding region: 1-1116 (371 amino acids)
Source: RefSeq, a predicted model, not a curated record
AUGUACACCGCGUGGCGUCCCUGGAUAGCCCUUCUGGAACCCUAUGUUCCUCUGCCCGACCCCCCACAUGUGACACUGUUUUAUGACCGUAAUUCCACAGAAUGGUAUGGGGACCUGUUCUCUGAGCAACUGGAAGGCCACGAGUGGCAAGUUGCAUCUCAAAACAUUUAUGUAGGUCCCGAGGGGUUGGCCUCAGCAGUCCACCUGUCUCCUGAGCAACUGCCCUGGUACAGGAUGGGAGAGGAGGCGGUGCCACACGUCUCUCUCGCCCUACAUCCUAAGCAUCAGGCCAAAGAUUUAGGCCCUAUGGUGAAAAGAGCCAUUUCAGCUACGGACUGGGGUCCCACCCAGAUCCUUCAAAUCUCGUACUCCCCCUCCUGCAGUUCCUACUGUAUUCCAACUAAGGUGACAGACACAGCCCUGUUACAGCAUGAACAAUUGUCUAGGGACCAUGGUAGGGAAAAGAUGGAUCAUCCCAGUGCAGCAGCAUUACUGGCUUCCCUGCUCGACUCCCUGUGGUCCACCGGCCCCACGGAUGUUGGUUUGGUGGAUUGCGCGCCCGUCGACUUCCUAUUGCGCCCUACGGCAGGACCCCUUUGGGUCAGGCAAUACCAACACAAACCAGCUGCAGAGGAAGGGAUAGCGGAGACUGUUGCCGGUCUCUUACGGGCAGGAGUGUUAGAAUGUUCCACUUCUCAGUGGAAUACUCCGAUCCUCCCAGUGGAGAAGGCAGGAACAGCACCCCACUGCAGGGACGUAUUCUCGUUCACGUACAGGGGAUGCCAGUUCAGGUACACGCGUCUCCCACAGGGAUUUGCUCCGUCUCCCGGGAUUUUCAAUCAGGUGUUGAAGCAGUCAUUGCAGGGCUGCCCUCUCCCUGAUGGGAUCACCCUCGUCCAGUACGUCGAUGACUUGCUUAUCGUGGCUCCAACUGCGGAGGUGGCACUCGAGGCGACUCGGUCAGUGCUCCUCUGGCUGGCAAAAAGAAGAUUCAAGGUCAGUAAGGACAAGAUGCAGGUGGCCAGGACGGUGGUUUCCUUCCUGGGGAGGGUCCUAUCUGGUAAGGGGACAGGGCUCUCUCCGGCCCAUCGGUCAGCCAUCCUGAGUCACCCUUAA